AUGGUUGUUUCAAAAAAUACAUCGGGACUUUUUUCUGUUGUUGCUGUAAUUGCAAUAAGUGGUUAUUAUGUUACUAAACACCCUGAAAAAUUACCUUGGACAAGUUUUAAUGAAAAUCAGAAUUUAACUGGUGGAAGUGAAUUAUCGAAGCAAGUUCAAGUUGAAAUUCAUAAACCAUUUAAGACGUCUAUUUUAUUAGAGAAGAUUCAAGGUUUGCAAGAAACGAACGAAACGAAAAACACGAUUGAAUCCGAAUCGUUCGAUUCGAUUGAAGACGCGAUUAUUGGCGAGUAUCAUUUCUUCCCAACCAAAAAAGAAGAUGAAAAAGUCGAGAAAAUUAAGGAGACAUCAGAUGUUUCCGUUUUUGAAGUAAACAUUCGCUUCGUCGGUGGCCUUUUAGCAUGUUACGCUUUAACGGGAGACCCAAUUUUCAAAAUGAAAGCUCAACAAAUCGCCGAUAAACUUUUACCGGCCUUUGAUACGCCCACGGGGAUUCCCCACGCUUUGGUCAACUUUAGAACUGGGGGGAGUAAAAAUUACGGAUGGGCGAGUGGUGGAUCGAGUAUUUUAUCAGAAUUUGGUACGUUACAUUUAGAAUUUGCUUAUUUAAGCGAUGUAACUGGGAAAUCCGAUUAUCGAAAUAAAGUUGAUCAUAUUCGGCAAUUUUUGAUGCAAAAGGAUAAACCGAAAGGAUUGUACCCGAAUUAUCUUAACCCGAAAACUGGAAAUUGGGGCCAACAUCACAUGUCAAUGGGGGCUUUAGGCGAUAGCUUUUACGAGUAUCUAUUAAAAGCUUGGAUUCAAUCGAACAAAGAAGAUAACGAAGCGAGACAAAUGUACGAUGAUGCAAUGGCGGCGAUCACUCAACAUAUGCUUUUUACGUCGAAAAAUGGGCUUUCGUAUUUCGCUGAAUUAAAAUUUGAUCGACCGGAACAUAAAAUGGAUCAUUUGGGGUGUUUUUCAGGUGGUUUACUGGGAUUGGGGGCUCAAACUCUUAAAAACGAAGUUUCUAACAAAUACAUGGAUAUCGCUAAGAAAAUAACGGAAACAUGCCAUGAAUCUUACGAUAGGAGUACGACGAAAUUGGGUCCUGAGUCGUUUAGAUUCACCGAUGGGAUCGAAGCGAAAGCUUUAAAAAGUUCCGAAAAAUAUUAUAUUUUACGACCGGAAGUUGUCGAGAGUUACUUUUAUAUGUAUCGAUUUACGAAAGAUCAAAAAUACCGCGAUUGGGGGUGGGAAAUGGUCCAGGCUUUAGAAAAGUAUUGUCGGGUUGACGGUGGUUAUACAGGGAUUAAAAACGUUUAUACUUAUGAUCCUCUUCAAGAUGACGUCCAACAAAGUUUCUUUUUAGCGGAAACUUUAAAGUAUUUGUAUUUAUUAUUUUCUGAUGAUAGUCUCCUACCUCUCAAUGAAUGGGUUUUAAAUACAGAGGCGCACCCCUUACCGAUUAAAGGUGUUAAUAAUUUUUAUAGAGAAGCUGUGUGAAAGGUUUUAAAUAGGAC
Onthophagus taurus is the source of this 1502-nucleotide messenger RNA. NCBI's taxonomy places the organism in Eukaryota, Metazoa, Arthropoda, Insecta, Coleoptera, Scarabaeidae. The record is from RefSeq and is a predicted model, not a curated record.